AUGGUGGUGCUACAGCACGACAAUGCCCGGGCCCACGUCACCCCCAUGGACACGCAACUCAAGGCCGCCUUCGACGAAUUCGUCAAGAAAGGUUGGGUUUUCUCACUCGUUCCCCAGCCGCCAAUCUCCCCGGACACCAAUAUCUUGGACCUGGGCUUCUUUGCUGCGAUUCAGUCCCUACAACAAAAGAAGUCAGCGAGGUCGGUUGACGAGCUAGAAAAACUGGCCCGCAAAGGACAGCUACCUCAAAACGUGCAGUCCAUGGAACGAGCGGUGUCGGCGGAGGUCGAAGAGGCGCGGUGCCUCGACACGCUAGCCCGAGAGCUCGAGCGCAGUGCCCUAAGCGACUGA
Aphanomyces invadans is the source of this 351-nucleotide messenger RNA. RefSeq lists its product as hypothetical. The transcript is spliced from 2 exons. Gene Ontology annotation, molecular function: nucleic acid binding. The record is from RefSeq and is a predicted model, not a curated record. Lineage: Eukaryota; Oomycota; Saprolegniomycetes; Saprolegniales; Verrucalvaceae. The coding region runs from base 1 to 351 and encodes 116 amino acids.